This is a messenger RNA of Chlorella variabilis, 2980 nucleotides long. RefSeq lists its product as hypothetical. NCBI's taxonomy places the organism in Eukaryota, Viridiplantae, Chlorophyta, Trebouxiophyceae, Chlorellales, Chlorellaceae. The coding region runs from base 1 to 2826 and encodes 941 amino acids. The record is from RefSeq and is a predicted model, not a curated record. The transcript has 19 exons.
AUGGGGGUUGAGAGCGGGAAGGGCGGCGCCGCGCUGCCGCCCGACCGCCGGCCCUUCAGGCUGACGGCCCCCGCCCCUCCCAGCACGUGGCGUCGCAACCUGGGAAUGGCAGCCGUCACGCUGGUGUUCAUCGGCACCCUGGUGGCGAUGCCCAGCACGGGCCUGUCCGGCUUGGUGGGCUCAGCCUCCCAGCACCUCACCAUAGCCUCCCUGCCCGUGUCAGCAGCCGCGGCACAGCCAAGCAGCAGCGACACCAAUGGCAGCGUGGAUGGGCAUGGCAGCAGCACUGAUGACGGCAUCGUCGGCGCCAGCACCAGCACCGGCGGCGCCGAUGCAUCUGAGGGCAGCAGUGCUGGUGCGGCCCAAUCGGCCGGGGCAUCUGGGGAAGGUAUCGCUGCGGCACAGCGAGGCAGCAGCAACAGCAGCAGCGGCAGCGAGGAAACCGAGGAGGCUGAGGAAGGCAGCAGAGGCAGCGGCAGCAGCGCUGAGGCAAUCGAGGAGGCCGAGGAAGGCAGAAGCAGCAGCAGCAAGGAGGCUAAGCAGGUGGCAGAGGCAGACAGCGGCAGUGGCAGCAAGGAGGCAACUGAGGCGACAGUGGAAGGAAGCAGUAGCGGCAGCAGCAGCGCCGAGGGAACCGUGGCGGCAGAGGAAGGCGGCGGCAGUGACGAGGCAGCGGAGGCCGACGAGGAGUCGGUGGGAGGCAGCGCGGGAGAUGAGGCCGACCUGCCGUGCCGGGAGAGCGGCUACUGCAGCGUGGGCAAGCUGCAGGCGUAUGUGGGGGAGGUGGACAGCACAGAGGGCUUCAGGGCCAUGCUCAAGGCCAGCUGCUACAAGAAAGAGUGCAUCAUGCUGACCAUAGGGAGCGGAGGCCACCUGCUGGGCAUGAACUUUGUGGCGGGCGCCUGGAAGCUGGGCUUGGCGAACGUGAUGCUGCACGCGACCGGCAACGAGUCGUGUGCUGUGCUGGCGGAGGCUGGGUACCACAACGUCACAUGCGUCUGGUCCCACCGAGACUGGUUCCCUGUGAAGAAUGGCACGUGGCAUAUCUUCGAAGCAGAGGAGCAGUGGGCUGUGCGCUACAUCUUGAUGGCUCGAGCCGUCUGGCACGGCUACAACGUGUGGCUGCUGGAUACUGACACCUAUCUGUACCAUGAUCCAUACAAGUAUCUCACGGUACCGCCCUUCAAGGACAUACACUUCAUGUCUCUUGACGAAGGCGGCCACACCAUCAACGGCGGCUCCUCCUACAUCCACAGCGCCGCCCCCGGGGGCCCCGCCGCCUGGACCAUCGCCCGCAUGUGUGAGCACAUGAUCCGCCUGAACGAGCAGUGGCGCUUUGUGCUGUCCGACACGCUUAUCGGCAACUACCUGCACCACCCCGCCAUCUUCUUCACGCUGUGGGAAGCACCAGGCCUGAGCAUGGAUGUGGAGCCCCAGGUGCAUUACGACGACCCCGGCGUGCAGCUGCACUACCCGCCCGCCUGGGUCAACCUGACAGGGACGACUGAGGAGAAGGCUCAUGGGUUCAACCUGACGAUCCCGUACCUCAACGGCACCUGGAAUGAGUCCAUUGCCGGCAAGCGCUUCCCGCCACGACGCAACUACUCCCAGGCCUUCAUCAAGAUGCUUGAGGAGGAGAGCGGCGGGGCCAAGUACGCUGAAUUUGAGGGGUCGCCCCCCAAAGGUUACGUUGCCCCUCCGAACGAAAACUUCAUUUUCAUUCCAGGCUGGUUGCUUUCGGCCUGGCUGGGCCGGGGCGUCGCCGGCUGGUGGAAUCUGCCGCCGUACCCGCCUCAAGUGAUGAUCCAUGCGCUCUUCGUGCCCGGUGAGGUGCACGCGGGUUGGAAGAAAGAAUACCUGCUGAAGGCCAGCGGCGCAUUUAACUUUGAGGUGUCGCAGGCACUGAACGGCCAGCUCUUGCCGUCCGGCACGCCCGAUGCGCCGCUGCCGCGCGUGCUGGCCCUGCUGCCCGGCCUCAACCUGCCCAGCGAAACGGCGCUGGAGUACAGGGAUAAGCUCCUGCAGCUGGUGCGGCUGGCUGGCCGCACGGGCCGUGUGAUGCUGCUGCCAGACCCCGUCUGCAACUCGACUUGGCUGGGCUUCGGGGGCGAGAAGCCCAGCGUGCGGGGCCACCGCAAGAACGAGUACAACAUUGGGCUGACGCUCACGUACGGUCUGGAUGAUGACCAGCACUGCAUGUGGUGGAAUGUGCUGGACCUAGGCUGCAUGCCGGGCAGGUACAUCCUGCACCCAGACUAUCUGGAGCUGGUGCGGAGGCUGCCACAGGGCACCGCUGAGCCCGGCCGCGGCAACACAGUGCAGCUGGGCAGCCUGGAGCAGGGGCCAGGGCAGGCGCAGGAGCCGGAGCAGGGCCAGACCAAGAAGGAUGCAGAGCAUGCCGAGCAGCAGGCGGAGGCGCAGGGCGGGAGUCCAGCGGGCGCCCCCCAGCCCGGCCCACUCCACGCCGUGCAGGGGGGGGGGGGCGAGCAGCAGCAGCAGCAGCCAGCGCAGCUGCGGCAGGCCAAGGGCGCCAGGCUGGCGGCAGUUGCGGAGGCAGCCAAGCAGAAGGAUGGGCCGCACAUCCUCUUCCUGGAUGCCAUCCCCGACCUCACGCCCGGCGCCUGGCCGCAGCAUGGCAAGGCAGACGAACAUUGGGCGGCUUGGACUGGUAGCUGUGUCUGGGCUCGAGACGACCCUCCAACUCCAGAGCGCCGCCGGCUGGGCGAGCGGUGGCGGGGCCCGCACUGGGCAGGAGGGCGGCAGCGGGACGAGGCCCCAUGGCCGUCCAGCCAGCUGCAUUUGCACAGCGAGUGGGGAGACCUGUAGCACGGGUUGUUUUGUCCCUGCCCCGUUUCCCUUAGCUACCUCGCUGCCUCCUUCUACACAGCGACAAGACUGCUAUCCUUGGCCACAUUUCUUUAUCUGUUUGCGCACCAGUCAGACAAGCGAGGAAGUGGCUCCAUGUAAACAGGAAGGGGGC